Molecule: messenger RNA, 2066 nt
Organism: Leptidea sinapis
Lineage: Eukaryota; Metazoa; Arthropoda; Insecta; Lepidoptera; Pieridae
Gene: csul
Product: protein arginine N-methyltransferase 5
Exons: 9
Coding region: 63-2018 (651 amino acids)
Biological process (GO): peptidyl-arginine N-methylation; regulation of DNA-templated transcription
Cellular component (GO): nucleus; cytosol
Source: RefSeq, a predicted model, not a curated record
UACAAAUUUUUAAGUUGUAACCUAAUGUUAUUUUAAAUUCAAUAUUCUUUAACAGCUUUAAAAUGGUACAUCAAGAAAUAUCUUGCGGACUAGAAUACGCAAUAACACCAGACUUACAAAUGUGCAUUGCUGAAGCAAUACAGGCGAAAUAUGCAUUUAUUGUUACACCAAUAAUUCAUCCGCGCUAUCGUCGACCGUUCUUGCUGAAGAAUAGAGUUGGUGGAUUUACUCGUUCUGAUAUGAUACUAUCGCCUCAAGACUGGACCACUAGAAUAGUAGCUAGAAUUUCGCCAUAUAUAGAUGUUGAUGCUAAUACAAGUGUGGUAAAACGACGACAUGAAGAUUGUCUAAUUGAGGAAUUACAAUAUUGUCGCGGAGUAGGAGUACCUGCGAUUAUGUUGAACAUACGUUCUAAAAAUAAUGUAAAUUUAGCUAGAAUUUUGCAUACAUUUCAAGAAACAAGCCAUCAUACUACAUACAUAUGGGCCUGUGUUCCCAUGUAUUGUGCUUCUACAUCGGAAAAAUAUAAAGAUAGUGAAGAUGAAGAUAUUGCUUACAAUGAAACUUGGAGCUGGUGGUCUAAGUUUCAUGAGUAUAUGAAAUGGGAUAAAAGGGUUGGCGUUGUGCUGGAAGUCUCUGCCGAUUUACCAUCCCAAGAUGUUAUCCAAAGAUGGCUUGGGGAACCUGUAAAGGCUAUAAUUUUGCCUACCCAUAUUUUCAUUAAUAAUAAGAAAGGAUACCCAGUGUUAUCAAAAGCUCAUCAAAGUUUUGUCACUAGUAUGGUAGAGCAUGACGCCCAAGUUAUAGUAUCUGGUGCAAGAAGAUCAAAUAUGGAACAUUAUUUGCAGUAUUUACAUAGAAUAUGGCAGAGAAGAACCGAAUCUGCUCAUGAUCCGAUGCUGAACUUUGCUAGAGGUUGGGAAGACUACCUACAGACACCAUUGCAGCCACUUUCCGACAACCUCGACACUCAUACUUAUAAUGUUUUUGAGAAAGACCCAAUAAAAUAUGAUCAGUACCAAAAAGCUAUUGUGAGUGCUCUGACAGAAAUUAAGAAAAAGAAAAAAGUGACAGGAAAAACUCACUUAGAUAAUCAAGUAAAUGCUGCUGAAAACAAUGAACCCGUUGUUGUAAUGGUUCUUGGAGCUGGUCGUGGCCCAUUAGUUCGUGCCACAUUUAAUGCUGCCGAUAAAACCAACACAAAUGUUAAGGUAAUAGUUGUUGAGAAAAACCCCAGUGCUGUUGUAGUGUUAGCCGACCAAGUUCAUGGAUCAUGGAGAGAUCGCGAUGUAUCACUCAUACACGGGGAUAUGAGAUAUGUAAACUUAACUCCAAAAGCAGACAUAAUUGUUUCAGAACUAUUAGGAUCAUGGGCGGAUAAUGAACUAUCUCCAGAAUGUUUGGAUGGAGCAUCUAAUCUCUUGAAGCCCGGUGGCAUCUCAAUCCCAUGUCAAUAUAGAUCAUUUGUAACUCCCAUUUCAUCACCGAGACUUUGGAUUGCUGCAAAAAUGGCGAGCACUGGUGAUGUACGAACUAAGGAAAAGAAUCUUGAAAAACUGUGGGUUGUAUUUAUGCGAAACAAGCAUGAUAUCGCUGAUUGUAAGCCUGUAUUUACAUUUGAACACCCGGCAAAACCCUUAAAGAAUAAUGAUGGUGAAGAUAUGUUUGAUCAUAGAGGAUCACCGAUGACGGACAACCGUAGAGAUGUAACACUCACAUGGGAUGUUAAACAAGACAAUGUUAUGCACGGGUUCGGUGGAUAUUUUGAUUGUCAAUUAUUUGGAAAUGAAACACUCAGUAUAGUGCCUGCAACACAUAGUCCCGGGAUGAUAUCGUGGUUUCCUGUAUUCAUUCCAAUAAAGACUCCUUUAAGGGUUAAGAAGGGUGACACAAUAAAGGCAACAUUUUGGAGAUGUUGUGACACCAGACGUGUAUGGUACGAGUGGAUUGUAGAAGUAAAUGAUACUACCACCAGUAUUCAUAAUUCAAAUGGAUGCAGUUCUGAGAUGCUUUUAUGAUCUUAUCUUAAACAUUGAUAUAAGGAUAAAUACAGAAUUUAUAUUAUA